ACGGUCCCAGCCUGCCCCGCGCGGGCCAACGAGAGCCAGCCCAGUGACUCACCUCUGCCGCGCUAACUCUUCGCAGCUCUUUCCUGCACUCACGCUCGCCCCCGACUCGAGAUGGCGGCGGCGGCGGCGGCGGCGACGGCGGCGGCGGCGGCGGGGGACUCAGACUCCUGGGACGCGGACACGUUCUCUAUGGAGGACCCGAUGCGGAAGGUCGCGGGCGGCGGCACGGCCGGCGGGGACCGCUGGGAGGGUGAGGACGAGGACGAGGACGUGAAGGAUAACUGGGAUGAUGAUGAUGAUGAAAGUAAAGAGGAAGCAGAAGUCAAACCCGAAGUAAAAAUUUCAGAAAAGAAAAAAAUAGCAGAAAAGAUAAAAGAGAAAGAACGGCAGCAGAAGAAAAGGCAAGAAGAAAUUAAAAAGAGGUUAGAAGAGCCGGAAGAACCUAAAGUGCUAACACCUGAAGAGCAAUUAGCAGAUAAACUUCGGCUAAAGAAGCUGCAGGAAGAGUCAGACCUUGAAUUAGCAAAAGAAACAUUUGGUGUUAAUAAUACAGGUUAUGGAAUAGAUGCUAUGAACCCAUCUUCAAGAGAUGACUUCACAGAGUUUGGAAAGUUACUAAAAGAUAAAAUUACACAAUAUGAAAAAUCACUAUAUUAUGCCAGUUUUUUGGAAGCCUUAGUUCGAGAUGUCUGUAUUUCAUUGGAAAUUGAUGACUUGAAAAAGAUUACCAAUUCAUUGACUGUGCUUUGCAGUGAAAAACAGAAGCAAGAAAAGCAAAGCAAAGCCAAAAAGAAGAAGAAAGGCGUAGUUCCUGGAGGGGGAUUAAAGGCCACCAUGAAAGACGAUCUGGCAGAUUAUGGUGGAUAUGAUGGAGGAUAUGUACAAGACUAUGAAGACUUCAUGUGACAUUUUACCUUCUCCUGGUGUCUUCUUUCUGUUGCCCACAAUCCCUUCAACAUGUAGCACAACUUCCUUUCUUUUCAGUUCUGCCAAAUGCUACAAUCAGAAGUGCAGUAUCUUUUGUGCUGGUUAUUUAACCCCUUGACACUCAGGUGCUAAUGAGCAAAUGAGGGAACUUGGAUCUUGUUGCCAAGGGGUUAAAAUUGGGAACCUCAGUUGCUACUAAAUCAUAGUUUAAAAACAAAAGAAACCUAAUAAUGUUGUCAUUGUUGCUAUCUGAUUCCAUAGCAGCAGUCACUAAAUUGGAAACAAAGGUUGCAACAUGACAAAAAAAUUGUGUAGUAUUUACCAGCACCAUUCAGUAAUACAGCCUUAACCAUACCUCCUUGAACUACUUCAUAACUUGUCAAGAAAAGCAGUUUGCAGCAAACAAGGGCAUGUGGGAUGCACCUAGUAUUAAAAUUGCUUUGUCUUAAAAUUGAGAGUGAGGAUAUUAAAAACAUGUUGUGAAGAAGACUGCUUAUCUCAGAGCGAAGAUACUGUGGCUGAAAAUACUAGUUUGAUACUUAAGAUUUUAAUGACCAAAACCCUUCAACUUUGAAGCUGAAGAAGGUAAACCUCUCCAUUAUUACAGUGCAAGUGGUGGACGCUCCAGUCAUUGACUGUCUAGUUAUUUAUCGGCCUAUCUCUACUGAUGGAGGACUUCAGAUGGGGGAGGGAACUCUGUUUCUAUUUGCCUGAUUCAAGUGUCUGAGAAACAACUCUUUCUGUUCUAGGCUGCAACAGAAAUACUUAACAGGGUUUUGGCAUUUCCUUUUCUUUAUAAAACAUGCUCAGCAAACUGCGCCAGUUAACUACAGUUUGGUAAAUUGUUAUGUUAACAAUUAUGACAUCUGCAAUGUUUUAUAAAGCAACUAAUUUAAUAAAAUCACUAUUGUGAGGA
Messenger RNA from Peromyscus californicus insignis, 1843 nucleotides. RefSeq names its product eukaryotic translation initiation factor 3 subunit J (gene Eif3j). The record is from RefSeq and is a predicted model, not a curated record. Bases 112 to 906 code for a protein of 264 amino acids. Lineage: Eukaryota; Metazoa; Chordata; Mammalia; Rodentia; Cricetidae. Gene Ontology annotation, molecular function: translation initiation factor activity. Gene Ontology annotation, cellular component: cytoplasm; eukaryotic translation initiation factor 3 complex. The transcript is spliced from 8 exons.